Messenger RNA from Chiloscyllium plagiosum (whitespotted bambooshark), 752 nucleotides. The record is from RefSeq and is a predicted model, not a curated record. Lineage: Eukaryota; Metazoa; Chordata; Chondrichthyes; Orectolobiformes; Hemiscylliidae.
GUUCAAGACCGUCGACCCCAGCAGCAACCAGCACACUGACUCCAGCAGCAACUAGCACAUCAACUCCAACAGCAACCAGCACAUCAGACACUGCAGCAACCAGCACAUUAAUCCCAGCAGCAACCAGCACAUCAGACCCACCAGCAACCAGCACAUCAAUCCCAGCAGCAACAAGCACAUCAGACUCAGCAGCAUCCAGCAUGUUGAUCCCAGCAGCAACCAGCACAUCGAUCCUAGCAGCAACCAGCAGAUCUGACCCAGUAGCAACCAGCACAUCGAUCCAAACAACCAGCACAUCAGACCCAGCAGCAACCAGCACAUCAGACACAGCAGAAACUAGCACAUCGAUCCCAACAACAACCAGCACAUCAGACCCUGCAGUUGCCAGCACAUUGAUGCCAACAAUGACCAGAACAUCAGACACAGCAGCAACCAGCACAUCGAUCCCAGCAGCAACCAGAACAUCGAUCCCAGCAGCAACCAGCACAUCAGACCCUGCAGCAAACAACACAUCGAUCCCAGCAACAACCAGCACAUCAGACCCACCAGCAACCAGCACAUUGAUCCCAGCAGCAACUAGCACAUCAGACCCAGCAGCAAACAACACAUCGAUCCCAGCAGCAACCAGCAGAUCUGACCCAGUAGCAACCAGCACAUCGAUCCAAACAACCAGCACAUCAGACCCAGUAGUAAGCAGCACAUUGAUCCCAGCAGCAACCAAUACAUCAAUGCCAGCAGCAUCCAACACAUCA